Molecule: messenger RNA, 1901 nt
Organism: Eucalyptus grandis
Lineage: Eukaryota; Viridiplantae; Streptophyta; Magnoliopsida; Myrtales; Myrtaceae
Product: transcription factor BOA
Exons: 1
Coding region: 279-1289 (336 amino acids)
Biological process (GO): regulation of DNA-templated transcription
Cellular component (GO): nucleus
Molecular function (GO): DNA binding; DNA-binding transcription factor activity
Source: RefSeq, a predicted model, not a curated record
AGCAGCGGCUUGUCUCCGCGCGCUUUCGCUUUCACGUUUUCUUUCCCUUUCCCGGAAAAGAAAAUCGCCGGGGAACGAUUUUCCCCUUUCCAUUUUCCCACCGACUGAAGCAAGGGACCCCGAUCGUUUCCCCUUCCUACUCUCUCUCGCGAAAGCUCGAAACCCUAGAAAUCGAAACCUCCGCGGAUCUCCUACAGUUCCGAUCCCUCUCCUCCGUCGCGCCGGCUCGAGACGCUGCCCCGGCCCGAUCGAGUGGAGAAACGGGCGAGGAAGUGAAGAUGAGCGAAUCCGACGACCUCCGCCACGGCCGCGGCGGCGGCAGUGGAGAUGGCGAGCUGGACGGCGAGGACCCGGUCGCCGAGUGGGAGUUCGGCCUCCCGAGUUGCGAUGACCUGGCGCCGUUGUCUCAGGCGUUGAUUCCACCCGAUCUGGCGUCCGCGUUCAGCAUCGCGCUGCGGCCCUCGAGAACCGCCGGCGACGUCAAUCGCGCGUCCCGGAGCACGUUGACGGGAUUGCGCCGCUGCGGCAGCACCGCGUCUUCGCAGGGUUUUUCCACCAACGAUAAUUUCAAGUCCUUCGUUGAUGAUCGUCAGAGCAUGGAGGUGGAGGUGGAGGAGGAGGAGAAGGAGGAAGAGGAGGAGGAGGAGGAGGAGGAGGAGGAGGAUGGUGCCGAUAAAUCGGAUUCCAGGAAAUCGAGGAGGAUUGAGACGGCCGAAGAAGUGGAUUCCACUCCGAGGAUGGAUGAUUCGCAGGAGGAUCCGUCGGAGAAGACAUCAAAGAGGCCACGGCUGGUUUGGACACCUCAAUUGCACAAGAGGUUUGUCGACGUGGUUGCCCAUUUAGGGAUCAAGAAUGCGGUUCCAAAGACUAUAAUGCAGUUGAUGAAUGUUGAGGGAUUGACAAGGGAAAAUGUGGCGAGUCAUCUGCAGAAGUAUAGGGUUUACUUGAGGAGGAUGCAGGGGAUGUCAAGUGAAGGACUUUCGUCAUCCGAUCAAUUGUUUACCUCGACUCCGGUGGUGCAUAGCUUGAAUUAUGUUGCAGGCAGCACUGGUCAUGGUGAUGGGCAAAUGCCCAUGCCGACACCGGUGCCCUAUGGAGCACAGCCGCCUAUGAUGCCUAUGCCAGUUUAUGCAAUGGGGCAUGGUUAUGGACACAUGAGAAUGCAAAUUGGUGAUUUAUCUGGGUUUGAGUCAAACCAAUACGUGACGCAACAGAGAGAUUGGUCCAGUAAUAAGUAUGGUUCGGUUGCUUCUUACCAACAGACCGCUUCAAACGAGAAACGAUUCUAGCGGAAUUUAUUGACGAUAAAGAAAGGUUAACUUCUUGGUCUUGUAAGAUACUCUUCAUGAUGAUUCAUUCGUCCAUGGUUGCUUCAGACGUUGUGGUGGUUUUGAUAAUUUGCCUUUCACGGGUGACUUUUGGUGACUUUACAACAGCGUCAGAUCCUCAUUUUUAAAUUUAUAGUUGAUCUGCGAGUAAGCUGAGCAAAAUAUUGUGCCUCCCAGUUCUGGAGGCAUCCUUAGCAGAAACUUUAACUGCUCAAAAUAGUCCUAGCCAGCGGGUGUUAUGGUACUGCUGUCGCUUUAUCAACAGAGGGAUGCAAGACAAGUUUACCAAAUUUUGUGUUCUGGGUGAUCCAUUUGAACGGAUACAUCACGUGUACAUUUGAAGGUACCUGGCAGGCGGUAUUGGGCUGUGGUUCAGAAACCUGCAUAAGGUCUAAAGCCAGAAGUAGAAAUAUAGGCGCACAUUUACAUAGUUUCCUUGUGGAUAAAUGUGUAUGAGAAAUAAUUGUUGAAUGUUCUGAACCAUGUCUUGCAGGUGGUUUCAUCCCUUUUGGAAAUUCAGAAGUUGAAUGUACAGUGCUUUCGUUUUGCUUAAUGACUCUUUUCCUUCUGUUA